Paramecium primaurelia is the source of this 279-nucleotide messenger RNA. The record is from the annotation of a GenBank genome assembly. Lineage: Eukaryota; Ciliophora; Oligohymenophorea; Peniculida; Parameciidae.
AUGCAGUACGUCCGAUAUUACCUAAACCAAAACCAAAUUAAAUAAAAAGUGCUAACAUUGAGCAGAUAAAAGGACUAAGAAUCUUUAUAUCUUAGAGAUUUCUUUAUUUUAUUAAUAAUUUUUAGUACUAAUGAAUUCCCUGAUUUAAAUUCUGCUUCUUUUGAGAAACAUAAUAUUGCUGAUGGAGAGUAUUAUGGAAGAUUGCAAGGUUCUAAUAGAGAAGGAGAUGGAGUUUUAUCUCUUAAAAAGAAGCCAAUAUAAAAAGGCAUAUUUUUAUGA